Durusdinium trenchii is the source of this 1622-nucleotide messenger RNA. The record is from the annotation of a GenBank genome assembly. NCBI's taxonomy places the organism in Eukaryota, Dinophyceae, Suessiales, Symbiodiniaceae.
UUUUGUACAGGGUGUCCAUCAUGCGUGGGUUCGAGCAUCCGACGCUUGGUUAGUCCUAUUUGUUCGCCAUGGCUGUGGUGAGUGGAGUCGGAGACAGAGAGCUCAGUGCAAGGGAGAGGAGAAUGGUCCACAUGACCUCCAACAUCUUUGGUGAGGGCUUGGACAAGUCGGUGUAUUCAGCGAAGGUGCAGAAGGAGUUGUUGAAGAGCCUCAAGGAAACCUUCAACUAUGUGAAGGAAGCACCGAUUCCAGAAACAUUAAACUUGCCCAGUGCCGCGGAACAGAAGAAAAAGCUGAUGGCCGGCAAUCAGGCAGUGCUGCCUGGGAGUACAACCAAUGGACCAACAGCAGUGAAGAGGGAUCCGGAGUUUAUGCCAAAGGAGUUUUGGUCGACCUCUGUGGACCUGCAGUGGCAUGAUGUGCGAAAUGAGCGCUGCCGUCACAAGAAUCAUCAAGCAGAGCGAGGUAGUUUGGGUGCCAAGGAAAAAUAUCUUCGGGAGAUGUCCUCCGAGUUGUUCGAAAAGGAUCGACUGAUGACGGCCUCAGCUCCCAGAUCGGAUCUGAUUGGUCAGACCGACUACCUCACUCUCGACUCCGCACUCCAUGAGCGGCACAGCUCCACCCGAACGCCGGAGAACGAGCGGGCUUUCGCAAGCAAGAGGGUGCAAGCAAACUUAGCGUCUUCGGGAAAGAAUACGCUGCCGCAGCCCGACAUUGAUGUUCAGGCGCCGCCACCGCAGUCAGACUCCCUCAGGACCAGUGGCGCUGACAUGCGGAACUUUUCAGAGCUGUUUGGCACCGAGUUGGGUCGACGGACACAGCCGAUCACCGAGCGACAGGAUUUGUUGGGCACCACGAACUGCUCAUUCCUCGACUUCCGCAACGAGAUCGAAUCUGCUCGCAAGGAUCCAGGAAGGAUCGCCCAGGCGGAUUCUCCUCGAAAUAGAAAGGAGGCUGAGAUGUCAUCGACCAUGGGCCAAAUGCCCAAACCCACCAAAGCCCCCGAGCUCCAGCAGGCUCUUGAUGUAGAGCGAGGCUUCUGGGACAGCAAAGAUGGUUUCGGGAUCUCUGCAGAGGUCUCACGCCGUCGACGCGAGAAGGACUUCCGCAAGGACUUUGAGGGCGACGUGCACCACCUCUCACGGAAGCAAGAAUGCCUCGACUCGGCGCAGGUGAAGGGUAACAUGGGUCAAGAUUCCGCACGGGAGGUGCCCAAAUCUGCUCGAAAUGGGCUCCGUCUCUCCAGCCCUCACUCACCUUGUAAGCACUCAGGGGUGAGCGCUGCGCAGAGGGAGGAUUUGUUGCGUCGGGCAAAGGACACUAAAUUGGCAUCCUUGCAGUCCAGUAUCUUCAGCUGAGGAUGAAGGGAAGUGCCAGUCGAAUUCAAACGGAGCAUGGCAUAACAAGAAAUGCCAUUGCAAAGCUGCGGAGGGGCUGCCAAGCACCGAUCGUCACCAGGAGUUGAAUGCUUUCCGAAGGCGAUGUGAGCUUUGCCCAUGAUAGGGUAGGACUUGAAACGGCGGUAGAAGGACAAUGCCAAUGGCUGCAUGUGCCAACGUGCACACUUGGAUCGUGAUUAAUGCUGGAUCAACCGGUGAUUUCGAUUUUCUCACAUCGGCCAA